Molecule: messenger RNA, 3769 nt
Organism: Plutella xylostella (diamondback moth)
Lineage: Eukaryota; Metazoa; Arthropoda; Insecta; Lepidoptera; Plutellidae
Gene: Tsp
Product: Thrombospondin
Biological process (GO): cell adhesion
Cellular component (GO): extracellular region
Molecular function (GO): calcium ion binding
Source: RefSeq, a predicted model, not a curated record
UUCGGACUCCUUGCUAUCUUGUAGUUUUCUUCAGUUCAAGCGGCGCGGAAGCAUCUCGCGCACGCGUACUCGCGACGUAUGGUGGCCGGAAACAAAAGUUUAGUUUAAAAGCGCGGGAAAUUAGUUUAGAAAAAAAGUGCACUGACCAGCAGCAACCAUGCUGGGCGGGACCAGCAUGUCUUCGCGUCUUUUCAUUCUUCUUGUCCUGGCGGUGUCCACGCAAACACUCACUUUGGACCAGGAAGCAACCAGCGCGGUUAUCACCACAGCCAAGGAGGCGCGCGACGACGGAGAGCUGGUGAUCGUGGUGCGAGGCCCCCAUGGCCGCAGCACGAGAAGGGAGGAACUGCUGCAUGCCAAGACUAGUGAGGAUGCCGCUAUAUCGCUGUAUUAUAACAGGAAGAGCAAUAAGGUGUCCCUAGAAAGCCUGCACGGCGGACACCUCAAGUCGGUCUCCUGGACUGUCGGCUCGCACCGGCGCGGCACCCUCAUGCUGGUGGUAGCCUCCAACAGGGUCAAGCUGGUGGUCGGCUGCAAGCCACUGCACUGGCACGCCAUGUCCGGCCAGCACGACCUGAUGCCGCUGCUGAAGAGCCAGCACUUGAAACUGUAUCAUGAAGAAAACGCACCAGUCGAAGUAUACACGAGCGAACGAGCCGCCUUAGACUCCCUAAGCUGUGACAUCCAAAACGACUUCUUCAAAACCCCAGCUCAUGUCAAGGAAGCAUCUGACAUGGAAGAGAUCAAAGAUUACAUGGAGAGGGAAGAGAGGAAGAAACGUGAAGAGGAACAGAUGCAAGGAGACGAUUAUAGAGCGAAUUAUAUAGACUCGGUCCUAGGCCCUACUACCCCGUCUUCUCAGAGAGGAGAUAUUCCAUCUAAUGGCAUUGAGACUUGUGAUGACGAAGUGAUCCGGCAGCUGCAACUUCUUCGGCAGACCAUAGACAGUCUCCGCAAAGAGGUUGCGGAUCAGAAGCGCACCAUAGACAGCCUUCGCCAGUGUUGCCAGCGCCAGCCGGCAGUGGAGCGAUGUUCUGGAUCUUCAUGCUACCCUGGAGUGGAAUGCCGCAACACGGCGAGCGGGAUCGAGUGCGGCGCGUGUCCGCGAGGCACGGAGGGUGACGGGCGUAGAUGUCGCCCCAUCACGUGCGAUAGGCGACCGUGUUCGCAGGUGGAAUCCUGCGUGGACACAGAGCAAGGCUUCCGCUGCACACGGUGCCCAGGGCGCCAGACCAGUGACGGACAGACCUGCCAGACUGCAUGCAGCUCCAACCCUUGUUUCGGUGGCCGGGUCCAAUGUCAAGACCUACCUGACGGUGGCUACCGAUGCGGCUCCUGCCCUCCCGGUUUCCAUGGCAACGGAGAGGAGUGCUACCGGCGCUCCUGUAGCCAGAUCUCCUGCUUCCGUGGCGUAUCCUGCGAAGAGACCCCCUCAGGGCCUCGUUGCGGCGCCUGCCCUGACGGCUACGUGGGCGACGGAACCCGCUGCGCCCACAUCUGUGACAGCUCGCGUCCGUGCGGCGCCAGGAACUGUCUGCCGGCGGCCGCCAGCCCCUUCUACCAGUGCGAGGGCUGCCCCCGCGGGUACGAGUGGAAUGGUUUCUCGUGCGUGGACAUGGACGAGUGUGACCUGAUCCGGCCCUGCGACGAGCUGGUCUCCUGCCGCAACGAGGAGGGAGGGUUCACUUGCGGAGCUUGCCCACCAGGCUUCUACGGCAGCUCAGGCUGGCGCGGCGCGGGCGAGGAGGCUCGCAGGGAACAAUGCGUGGACCUAGACGAGUGCGCGGAGGGCACGGCCAACUGCCCGCGCGGACGACUCUGUGUUAAUACGCCUGGCUCCUACACGUGCGUCCCUUGCGGCGCCGGCAACUUGUACGUGAACACGACGCGGCGCUGCUUCGGAGCCAGCAGCCUGAGCCGCGGCUGCGACCCCGGCGAGUGUCGCCGCCACAACGCCGUCUGCGGGUACGGCGACCGCUGCGUCUGUGCCAACGGGUGGGCCGGCAACGGCACCGUCUGCGGGCCGGACCGCGACCUGGACGGCUGGCCGGACCAGCAGCUGCAGUGUUCCGACGAGCACUGCGCCGCGGACAACUGUCCCAGCGUGUCCAACUCGGGGCAGGAGGACGCGGACGGCGACGGGCUCGGCGACUCGUGCGAUCCUGAUGCUGAUGGAGAUAAUAUUCCUAACAAUCCCGACAACUGCCCUCUAAAAUACAACCCGGACCAACUAGACCAGGACGAAGAUAUGAACGACAAGCGAGGGGACGCCUGCGACAACUGUCCCCGGAAAUACAAUCCCGGACAAGAGGACGCUGAUAAAGACGGCCUGGGUGACGCUUGUGACCCGGACAUGGACAAUGAUGGCAUCCCCAACGAGCACGACAACUGCCCGCGCCACUUCAACCCCCAGCAAGAGGACGUGGACGGGGACCGGUUCGGCGACGCGUGCGACAACUGCCCGCGCGUGCGGAACCCCUCGCAGGACGACGCCGACAAGGACGGCGUGGGCGACGCGUGCGACAGCGACGUUGAUAGGGACCAGGACGGAAUCCAAGACGGCCUGGACAACUGCAUGAAGAUCCCCAACAGUGACCAGUUGGACACCGACGGCGAUGGAGUAGGCGACGCGUGUGAUGAAGAUAUGGAUGAGGACGGUGUGCCGAACAUCAGGGAUAACUGCCCAUUGGUACCUAAUCCGGACCAGGCUGAUCUUAAUAACGACGGCCGAGGAGACGCUUGCUAUGGUGAUGACGAUGGUGACAAGGUUUUGAAUGAAGUGGACAACUGUCCCAAUAACUCACGCAUUUUCAGAACUGACUUCAGAAACUACAUGACAGUCCGUCUAGACCCAGAAGGCGAGUCCCAACAGGACCCCAACUGGGUAAUCACGAACGAAGGAGCAGAAAUCCUACAGACUCUGAACUCUGACCCUGGUCUUGCUGUCGGGUAUGAGAGCUUUGGAGGCGUGGAUUUCGAGGGAACGCUGUUUGUCGACACGCUUAUUGAUGAUGACUAUGUUGGGUUCAUCUUUGGAUACCAAAGCAACAAGCGGUUCUACUCAGUGAUGUGGAAGAAGAACACCCAGACUUACUGGCAGAUGACUCCGUUCAGAGCUGUCGCGGAGCCGGGCAUUCAGCUCAAACUGGUCAACUCCAAGACCGGCCCUGGCAAGAUAUUGAGGAACUCGCUGUGGAACACUGAGACUACUAAUGAUCAGGUGACGCUACUAUGGAAAGACCCUAGGAAUGUGGGUUGGCGCGAGAAGACCGCCUACCGUUGGAGACUGCUGCAUCGACCCAAGAUUGGACUCAUCCGGCUGAGGAUAUACGAGGGCAACCGGCUAGUGGCAGACUCUGGUAACAUCUACGACGGCACCAUCAAGGGAGGUCGGCUGGGAGUCUUCUGUUUCUCACAGGAGAUGAUCAUCUGGUCCAAUCUGGUCUACCGGUGCAAUGACAAAAUUCCGGCCAACAUAGCUCAAGAACUCCCCAACGACUUGCGAAGGAAAGUUGAAGUAGAAGAUAGCUUCGUUUACACAUAAGUAGCAACAAAGUUUUGUGUCAAAUCAAAAAUUCAAGUAACAAAAAUACUAAGAAAAUAUUAAUUAAUAAGACAUUUCACAUUACAGUACUCAUUGGCUUAACACUUCUUGAUGGAUUUGGUAUAUUUGAUUGAAAUACUUACCUAAAUCUUAUUUAAUUAGCUUAACUUUAGUGUUAUUAAUAUAGUUUAAGGACAAUCAUUUUAAUAAAAGGUUUUGUACAUA